Molecule: messenger RNA, 2025 nt
Organism: Prosopis cineraria
Lineage: Eukaryota; Viridiplantae; Streptophyta; Magnoliopsida; Fabales; Fabaceae
Product: actin-related protein 4-like
Exons: 20
Coding region: 252-1589 (445 amino acids)
Biological process (GO): regulation of transcription by RNA polymerase II
Cellular component (GO): NuA4 histone acetyltransferase complex; SWI/SNF complex
Molecular function (GO): chromatin binding
Source: RefSeq, a predicted model, not a curated record
CUAGACCAUCCUUUCCUCAACAAUCACUCCCAUCCAGCAGCUACCAUCCACCACCUCUGCUUGUCCUGUUACCACCGUUAAUUCUGCCGGAAGAACGGCCGGAAAGUCGUUUGUCGGUCUUUGUUAGCACGCGAGCUUCUUCUUGCUCGAAACUCAGUGUUUAUAAAACCCUACUAAAAAAUUUAGUGGGAAAAGUUAAGACCCUUUUAAAACCCUAAUUCUCUCUGUGGAACCACAUAAAAGCUUCAGUCAUGUAUGGAGGAGACGAAGUAUCUGCAAUUGUGAUUGACUUGGGCUCCCACACUUGCAAAGCCGGUUACGCCGGCGAAGAUGCUCCCAAGGCUGUGUUUCCCUCCGUUGUUGGAGCAAUUGAUCAAAUGGACAUUGAUGAGCCUGAUAAUACUGAAAAGAACUCUGCUUCUUCUGCGGAUUCAAAAAACAACACCAGAAAUCCUGAUUCUGACAAAACCAAAGGAAAGCGCAAAUUGUAUGUAGGAUCACAGUCCUUGGGAUACCGCAGAGACCAUAUGGAGGUGCUAUCACCGUUGAAAGAUGGAAUCGUUGCUGACUGGGAUAUUGUUGAUAGCAUUUGGGAUCAUGCUUUCAGGGAAUGCCUUUUGAUCGAUCCUAAAGAGCAUCCAAUGCUACUUGCAGAACCUUCUUCUAACACUCAACAACAGAGAGAAAGGACGGCAGAACUUAUGUUUGAAAAGUACAAAGUACCUGCUUUGUUUUUGGCCAAGAAUGCUGUUCUUACAUCUUUUGCAUCAGGUCGUGCCACGGCAUUGGUUGUUGAUGGUGGUGGAGGAUCAACUACUGUUGCACCUGUCCAUGAUGGUUAUGUUCUUCAAAAGGCAGUUGCAGCUUCUCCUAUAGGAGGAGAGUUUCUUACGGAUUGCUUGAUGAAAAGUUUGGAAAGUAAGGGUAUUGUGAUUAAACCCCGGUAUUCCUUUAAGAGAAAGGAAAUCCGGCCUGGAGAGUUUCAGACUGUAGAUGUUGAUUUUCCCAAUACAACUGAAAGCUACAAACUUUACUCCCAGAGGGUGAUUGCUAGUGAUAUCAAGGAAUGUGUUUGCCGAGCUCCUGAUACCCCAUAUGAUGAGAGUGCAUACUCAAACAUUCCGAUGACCCCAUAUGAACUUCCUGAUGGCCAGACAAUUGAAAUUGGAGCUGAUAGAUUCAAGAUUCCUGAUGUUCUUUUUAAUCCAUCUCUGGUCCAGACUAUUCCUGGCAUGGAGAGUUAUGCAGAGAUUGCUCCUUCAGUUCGAGGUCUGCCACAGAUGGUUAUAGAGAGUAUUAACAAGUGUGAUGUAGACAUCCGAAGGGAAUUAUUUAGUAGCAUACUGCUUGCUGGUGGCACAGCUUCAAUGCAACAGUUGAAGGAACGCCUUGAGAAAGACUUGUUAGAGGAAUCCCCUCAAGCUGCUAGAGUGAAAGUGCUGGCCAGUGGGAAUGCAACUGAAAGGAGGUUCAGCGUUUGGAUAGGUGGAAGCAUAUUGGCUUCUCUUGGCUCCUUCCAACAAAUGUGGUUCUCCAAGACUGAGUAUGAAGAGCAUGGAGCUUCUUAUAUCCAAAGAAAAUGCCCGUGAGUUGCUAUUGAUAUGUAUAGAGGUUUGUUAUUCGGCCAUUGGUGAUCUAGAUGAGUUAAGGAGGACGUCUCCCUGACUGUUGUCUCUCUGCGAUUAGUUUCGUCUCUUAUCGUUAAACCUUUCCGUUGGUUCUUUCACUAACAACAGUACUUGGCCUUCCCAUGCUCCAUAGCUUAGCUGUAUCUGUAAUCUAUGCUCUGAUGUAACUGUUCUUUAUAGUUUAUAGUCUACUUAACAAUACAUACUGAUUUGUCUCUUUUGGGUCAAACUGGUUUCCUUUUUUCUUGUGGUUUGAGGCGCAGCAUUAACUAUAAUUUAGAUGAUUAGUUUGUAAUGACACAUUAGGCUUUAGUUCUUUGAUAAUUUGUUCUGGUUGCAUGUUGUCAGAGUUGUAUAAUACUCAUUCAACCUCUAUUUAUUUGGUUCCUGUCGUUUA